Molecule: messenger RNA, 1135 nt
Organism: Chanos chanos (milkfish)
Lineage: Eukaryota; Metazoa; Chordata; Actinopteri; Gonorynchiformes; Chanidae
Gene: nmnat1
Product: nicotinamide nucleotide adenylyltransferase 1
Exons: 4
Coding region: 87-920 (277 amino acids)
Biological process (GO): NAD+ biosynthetic process
Cellular component (GO): nucleus
Molecular function (GO): nicotinate-nucleotide adenylyltransferase activity; nicotinamide-nucleotide adenylyltransferase activity
Source: RefSeq, a predicted model, not a curated record
UUUCGUAAUGCCAUUUUUGCUUGUAAUAAAAAGGUUCUGCAUUUUGACCUAUCUUCGUGGUGACAUUAACGUCUCUAAUGUGAUCAAUGGCGCUGCUGGAAAAAACCAAAGUUGUGCUUCUGGCCUGUGGGUCUUUUAACCCCAUAACAAAUAUGCACCUGAGAAUGUUUGAACUGGCUCGAGACCAUCUGGAGGACACGGGACAGUAUCGAGUUGUGAGGGGCAUAAUCUCUCCGGUUGGAGAUGCCUAUAAGAAAAAGGGCUUGAUUGAAGCGUAUCAUCGAGUUGAAAUGGCCAGACUAGCCACAGAGAGCUCGGACUGGAUUAGGGUGGAUAACUGGGAGAGUCAGCAGAAUGAGUGGCUGGAGACUGCUAAAGUUAUACGGCACCAUCAUGCAGAACUUUUGACAGCAGACAAGAACAAUGAUGAUGUGGACUCUGUGAAGUUUGCAAAGAGGAGAAGAUUAGAAGAGACAGAAUGCUCAUAUGAAAAUACCUGCUGUAGUCAUACAAGAACAGACACUGCUCAGCUGAAGCUUCUUUGUGGUGCUGAUGUGCUGGAGUCCUUCGGAGUGCCUAACCUGUGGAAACAGGAGGAUAUAGAGGAGAUCGUGGGCCGUCACGGUUUGGUGUGCAUCACCAGGUGUGGCACAGAUGUAGACAAGUUCAUCCACCAGUCAGACCAACUGUGGAAACACCGUAAAAACAUCCAUGUGGUAAAGGAAUGGGUGACCAACGACAUCUCCGCAACCCACAUCCGACGGGCCCUGCGUAGGGGCCAGAGCAUCCGCUACCUGCUGCCUGACACAGUGGUCAACUACAUCCAGGAGCACUGUCUGUAUAACAUCGAGAGCGAACAGAGAAACGCAGACGUCGUUCUGGCCCCGCUGCAGAGAUACAGCAGUGGUACAGGCGAAUGAGGCAGCUGACUGUCGACUGGACACUCUCCUCCUGUACCACGAACAUUAACUCUAGCCUUGUUUGAGCCAAGCCAGAUGGAGAACAAAGUAACAUUAUGUCAUGUAAUGUGAAAUGGUUUACUGCCCGCGUACACCAAGACAUCGUGUUUUGUGUUUGUAUUUUAGUUGUCUUGGAGAGAGUGGUUUCUUCAACACAACCAAGAAUUUUAUGGUGG